Messenger RNA from Eriocheir sinensis (Chinese mitten crab), 8097 nucleotides. RefSeq lists its product as uncharacterized. The transcript is spliced from 20 exons. NCBI's taxonomy places the organism in Eukaryota, Metazoa, Arthropoda, Malacostraca, Decapoda, Varunidae. The record is from RefSeq and is a predicted model, not a curated record. The coding region runs from base 36 to 6419 and encodes 2127 amino acids.
AGGACCAGCAGCGAAGUCGUGUGGAGGGUACUUUGAUGGAUCCACAGCAGCAGCAACAACAACACCAGCAACUUCAGCAGCAGCUUCAACAGCAGCAGCAGCAGCAGCAGCAGCAGCAGCAGCAGCAGCAGCAGCAGCAGCAGCAGCAGCAGCAGCAGCAGCAGCAGCAGCAGCAGCAGCAGCAGCAGCAGCAGCAGCAGCAGCAGCAGCAGCAGCAACAGCAGCAGCAGUUCCAACAGAAGCUCGCCCAGGGCGGCCUUGGGAGUGCUCAGCAGCCGCCUGCCAAACAACAACCAGGACCUCCUAGCAUGCGUCCCCCGGGGCCCCACGGACCCAACGGGACAGGGCAGCAUGGUCCGCCCAGCCCCUUCGGUUCCAGCAGCCCUCAGGGGCCCUUAAGACAGCCUGAACCAUUUGGACAUCAUGGUCCUAACAGUCCGUCUGGCCCUCAUCACACGCGGCCUCAGGGACCACCAGGGCCCGGCCCUCAUGGUCCCUUUCCUCCUCGUGGACCUGGCAUGCAUAACGGGCCACUUGGACACGCUGCCGGGCCAAACGGCUCUAAAGUUCACUCUCCGAUGAGGCCGCAUGGUGGUCCUGCUGGCUCUGCCGUGGCCCCAAACACUUCUCCCUCACUUAGUUCUCCACAACCCCAGCCCGGGGAGGGGCUGCGUUCCAAGGAGGACUCUAUCAGUCCUCCCGCAGGUAGCCAUCAAGGAGCCUCGGCCAGUGAGGCUGGGUCUUCGACCUCUUCGAGAGCGGCUCCCCAACAGUCGGCUGAGGCGGACAGGGGAAUGUUCGGACCUCAGGCAGAUCUCCGGCCGGGCCAACCGGGGCUCCCUUCUCAGCAGGAUAGGAUGCAGCAGCAGAACCAGCUGGGUACUGAUCAAGCUGAGUCUCUUUCAAAACUCUCCAUCGCUGAGAGUCGGUCCUCGGAAGUCCAUAAGUCAUCGCCACCGUCGAAGGAGGUAACUACCCUUAGCCAUGCUUCAUCCAGCUCCUCUUCCGGCGAUGCAAAGACUCAUAUGCCCUCAGGGGCGGCCGUAAAGCCUCCAACCACUGACAGUGGAAAUGACUCACAUGCCAGAGUAGGGAAGGUAGCGUCACCCACCUCCCCCGAGAGUAUCACUAAGAGUCCCGAUGAUGCCGAGCGGACGGAGGAGGAGGAAAAGAGUUACGAGGUCACAGACGACGAUGUGAAGCGAUACUUAGCUUUCCUGAACAAGCCGUCUGAUGACGCUCCGGUGCUUGUGUUGAAUGGGGAGAAGAGUGACAAGUGCAAAGAAGAGGAAUCCGCCAAGAGGGAAGAGAAGUCAGUAGUAGAGCAGGGCGGGAGGAGUGAGGAGGGUGAGGAGGAGGAAGGACAAGACAGCGAGGAAGAGCCGGACUCUCCUGGACUGUUGACCGCCAUGACCUUCUACGAUCACUCUCCCGGGGAGGUGUACACCAUUCAUGAGGACGAAGAGGAGGCCAGUUCCCCGACUGCCUCCGACGGAGUCUCAAGGCCACGCAGGAAAGGGGCGGCCAUGGGUCUGGGACCUAUCCCAGGGGGCCUGGAUGCUCGAAGGGGUCAGCUGCGGUCACAAGUGUCCUUGGAAGGUCACUUGCACAGCACCGGCUUGAUGCGGGGCACAGCUGACGGCCAGGACACUCGGGGGCCGACCACGAUGGGCACCCACACCAACGCCACCCAGAGUGUCGCCUCCACAACGAGCGGUCGCCCUCCUGUAGGUGGGGUCAAGCUCCCUGGCAUGGCUGAGCUGCAGACCACUACCCAGCCUUCGUCUGUACAUUCCGGCCUUCAGUCAGGGCCUCAGACACAGCAGCAGCAGCAACAACAACAGCAGCAGCUACAACAACACCAGCUGCACAUGGGGCAGCAAGCUCCGAACGCUCAAGAUGGCACGAUGGGCGGCGUGACCAGCGGCCUGGGCGGGGGGCUGAGCGGCGGGCUGACUGGCACCACCAACACCACCACGCAUACGCAUACCACGACAUCUCAGGACCCGAUGUCACGGCUCCACGGCCAGGUGACCUCCCAGAACACCACCCUUGACUCGCACAUGAACAGCCACAUGAGCACCUCCGCCAUGAACCAGACCAACACCCAGAUGAGUCACAUGCAUGACCAGGGCAUGCAGAACACCCUUCAGUCCCAGAGCAGCCAGUACAUGAACCACCAGAUGGGGCCCCAGCACGAGAUGGACAUGCAGACAGGCGCUUAUCAGAACAAGGUGCAGCAGGGUGGCCAGAUGCAGGCUAAUCAGAUGGGAAUGGACAUGCAGGCCCAGCAGAACAGCGUCGGAGGCCCGCACAUGACCCAGAUGGGGAACCACGUGCCCCCGGGAAUGUCCGCACAAACCAAUAACCCGAGCCUCGCCACCUCCAUCGCCCAGCGGAUAGCUAACCCGACCAGCCAGAUGAACCACGUGGGGCAAAUGAACCAAAUGAACCAAAUGCAGAAUGCCAUGAGUGGCGCCAAAGAAAUAAAGGGACUGAGUAGCCUAUUACACAGCCCCCUCGGCAGGCAUCAGCAGCAGACCCAGAACCAACAGCAGCACCAACAGCAGCAUCAACAGCAGCAGAACACCUCCACAGCCUCGUCGGCGCUCAGUGGCCUCAGCAGCCUCUUCGGCCUCCAGAAGAAUCGUCCAGCCGGAGGCCUCAUAGGGGAUCUGUUUAAAGGAAAAGGAGAUGGAGGCAGUCAUCAACACCCUCCACACCAGCAACAGCAGCAGCCGCCCUACUCGCAGCAUCAGCAACUGCCACAGCAGCAGCAGCAGCAGCCAUACCAGCAAACCUUACAGCAGCAGAACCUUCAGCAGCCAGGAAUGCCGGGUCAGCAGCAACAGCAGCCACAGCAACAACCUGGAAUGCCGGGUCUCCAACAACAGCCUUUUCAGCAGCAGCCAAUGCAGCAAAACCUACAACAACAAAACUUCCAACAGAACCAGAAUCUGCAGCAACAAAACCUCCAACAACAUAAUCUACAACAGCAAAACCUGCAGCAGCAACAAAACGUGCAGCAGCAGACCCUCCAGCAGCAACAGAAUAUGCAACAACAACAAAACCUGCAACAACAAAACCUACAACAGCAAAACUUUCAACAACAACAAAACAUUCAGGACAUGCAGCAGCAAAACCUCCAGCAGCAACACACCAUUCAGCAGCAGCAACAACUUCAACAACAACAGCAACAACAAUUACAACAGCAACAACUCCAGCAACAACAGCAGCAGCAGCAGCAGCAGCAGCAACAACAGAAGCUGGGCAUACUGUCGGGGAUGAAAGGGGACCAGUUUGCGACGGCCUACACCGGCAUCUCGCCCCCGUCGCGGCCUCUCUCCCGCGAGGAUCUGUACGGCCAGCAGCACCAGGGCAUGGCAGACGGCCUCCUGCAGGGACCCAACAUGAUGCUCAACAGGCCGGCGCCACACUCACCCACCGACCUGCGAGGCGGCGUUAUGGUCACCACCUCAGGGAUGGUCAAGAGCCUGGACAGACCACGCCAGACCUCGCUGUUUGGUAUCAAGAAAAAUAAGUCGCUUAGGCCAGACUUAGGAGAAACUUGGCCCUCCAUUGUAGAUCUGUCGCCAAUAAUGGAUGUAUCUCCCUCUGUGGAGGCGGCCGAGCAGGAGACCAAUGGCAGGAAGGACGCCAAGGGCUCCCCCAACGUGGCAGGAGCCGGCCAGCAGAAGAGCUCCAUCAGCGGCAUGCUCUCAGACUUCACCCGCGCCCUAGGUCUCGGUGGAAACUCACCGAAGGAGGAACACAAGGGCAACAUCGCCACUUCUCAACAUCAACAGCAGCAGCUCCUCACUUCUCAAGCUCAGUCGCAGGCUCAGCUCAUGAGCACUCAGGGGACAACGAUCAACUCGCAAGGUCAGCUGGUUAACUCACAGGGCCAAGUGGUGGGCCCGCAACAGGUUUCCGCCGGCCAGACCAUCACACAAAUGGGCAACCACGUGGUCCCCAGCGUGCAGCAGUCCAUGGUGGGCGGGCAGCUCGUGCAGAACCCGGCCGUGGUGGUCAGUGCUGGCCAAAUGGGAAACCAGUCUCUACCCUUCCAGCAGAUGACGCCAGCGCAGCAGUUGCAAUUACAGCAGAUGCAGCUGCAGCAUCAAGCACAACACUUGAAGAAAAUGCGACGUCAGGACCAAGCCGCUGCCCUACAGCAGCAGCUGCUUACGCAGGGCAAAGUUUCCCCUACACCACUGAGAAAAGACACUUCGGGUGGCGUGGCCAGCCUGCAGCAGCUCCAAAACCUGCAGCAGCAGCAGCAACUUGCCGGCAAGAUCGUGGGGCGGGUGACCACCAGCCUGCCCACGGCCGCCCUCCUGCAGCAGUCGACCAUCGCCACCAGCGACAGCAAGCCGCGAGUACUCGUCAUGCCCGGCCAGAACAUCGCCCCCACUGAGUCGCCGCUCACGUCGCUCCAGAGGCGCAUAGGCAAGCCAGACGCUGGGGCGCUGCUCCGCUCCUCCACGGACCAGCAGUUGGCCUCGCCGGAGGAGUUCAGCAUGGCCAACGUGAACGCCCAGCUCGCCCUGCUGACGGGGACUCCCAGCACUCCCGCGGGGACUCCGAGGGGGCUCCGUGACGAUUCCUCGGACACCAUGAGCGAGACGGACAGCCAGAAGAGCUUGCGGGUGCGCCGGAAGCUGCCGCACCUGCCACCGGACCAGGAGGCGGCGCCGCUUCCCUCCCAUAAAAAGAAUGCUUUCGGACUCAACGCCAAAGACCGAGUCAGGUCGCAGCUGGCUCGUCAGUCAUCCCUGGACGGGACAGUGAGCACCGCGGGCAGGAUUGGCGGCCCCCUCGGUUUGACUAGACCCUCUUCCAGCAUGACCAACUUGGCCAACAUUUCCAAAAUGCCGGAUAUCAACCUGCCUACGCGGCCAGGCUCGGCCCUUGGUAUUCCAGGUCACCCCGGGACUGGGCUGCGCGGCUCCUCCCUCAGCUCCGGGCCGCAGCUCAAGACGGGCCUCCCCCCCAGCAUAGCGCAGUGUCUCCCGCCAGACCUGCACCACCUCAUCUACACCAACACCGCCCCGCCCUCCUUGGGAGACAACUACGGCUCACAGCUCCCUGAAUACAUGCAGAACCUGAAGGACCAGCUGCAGGAGGAACUAAAGUCGACUACCACCGACCGGAGGGCCAUGCUGGAGGCGGAGCUUCUGCGGCUGCAAGAGGAACGCCGCCGCGCACUCAUCGAGAAGGACAAGGAGAGGGACGGUCGUUUGCGCCGCGAGCUGGACCGCCUCGCCUCCUCCAGCUAUUCUGGAUCACUGUCGCUCAAACAAAGAAUGGAAAUACAACGUCGCCUGGGUAUGACUUCUGGCACGAGCAAUACUACCGGAUCAGCCAACUCCUCGCCUAGGAACCACCGACGAAAGGGCCACCGACGACAAAUGUCGGAUCCCAGGAUUAGCUCCUAUGUCUCCCCCAUUAAGGAGGACAGGGACGUGGAGAAUGAGCUGGAGCGAUCCCUCUACGGCGCGGCCCUCCGAGACACCGCCAUCAACUACAUGGAUGACGAUGACCUCUUGGCAGCCAGACUACUAAGCAUGGGCAGGAGCACGGGAAGGCGCAGCUCGGAGAGCGGGCUCCCCUCAGACCUGUGGGGCCGCAGCUCCACCCCGGGCUCCACCCUCACCGACCCUGGGAUUUAUGGCUCCUCUCGCCAAAAGCCGAUCAGAAAGCCUCGCAAGCCUCGCUCCUGGCACCCCUCGCCCUAUGCCUCGGAUGACGAGGAUGACCUCUUGUCGCGGGAAGAGAAGAAGCAGAAGAUCAAGGCAGAGAUCUCACGCAGGAGGCAGCAAAUAGAACAGAAUUCACGCUUGCACGAAGAACUAAUUCGCCUGGCGAGGCUGCGCGAGAAUGCCGAAUUGGGCUACUCAGACCCCAGAGCCUACGGGCCUUAUGACCAAAGUCCGCCGCAAUCCGCUCGCGACUCCACCACCAGUGUCUUACGGUCUAUCGAUGAAAUCCUGAGGGACGCCCGAGAUCCCUCAUCCGGGUAUUACAGCGGCUACUCUCCGUACAAAGCUGGAGGGUCACCACCCAACCGGUACGGCAGUUCGCCCGGGGCCAGGACGUCACCGCGCCAUUAUUAUGGUUCACGAGGUCCCUCUCCCUCCCACUAUCCGAUGACGGAGGAGGAUAGAUCCAUGGCUCGCCUCGCUUCCACCUUCCAGAGUGAAGAUUUCACGGGCGCUCUAUACGAGCGGCUCUCUGACUUUUCGCCCCUCACGGCCGACAGCCUGAGCGACACCAUGAGUGACUUCACCCCGGCCAUGCCACUGCUGCCCGACAUGCCGACACGCUCGCGAAAGUUGCUAGAGGAUCUAGGAAGCUCACCAAUCACUAGUCAGACCCACAGAGGCAAGUAUGAUUUACAGAGACGGUACCGGAAGUAAGUGGUGUUGUGUGUUGUGGUUCUCGUGUUGAGGUGUUGGUUGGUUGGUGUCUCUCAACAACUGUCGUAAGCUAGAACUGUCCCACUAAAUCGAGCAGUAUAUCCAUGAAAACAAAAUCAAAUCUGGUUGCAAGAUAACAGUAUAUAUCAUUAUAUCCGCACAUCUUAUGUGAUACAAAUAGGGGACAAAUCUAGUGCAUUUAAGUAUAAAAUACGGAUAAUGCUAAGUACCUCCGGUUGCCUAGGUUAAGUGUAUUGUACCACGAGGCUGGUUCAGUGUCAUUUUUCCCUGAGGAUAUUUGGAACUCUAUCUGUGGCCUGUAACUUGACGAUAAGCAUAAUCCACACAAACACUUCAAGUCGCUCAUCCACAGCGAGUCGAGCAGCGUCCCGCCCGCCUCCCCGGCCUCCAGGCGGCGGGGGCGGCUGCGUGUGGCGGCGACGACUUUGACCAUAAGUGUAACUCGCCACGUUCUACCUUGCUCUCCUCCCUCAGUUAUUGUGCCUUAUGUCCGUACUUACUCGAACAAUUCGUUUAAGCAUUUGAUAACACUUUAUUGAAGGUUGAAUUCCUAAUGAUUUCCGACCCUCUUCUUCUUAGUGGUGACGGACCAUCUUGAUUGCUUCACCUUUAUGUUUUAGGUAUGAGUAGAGUUACAACAUAAAGCUUACCACUAAAUCACUAUACUGAAUAAUUUGUUCCAAAACAUAUCGAACUCGAUUCGUCGAAUGAAGAACUGCCAUUCAUGUCCACUAAAGUUGGUUGCCUAAGUCUGUCUCCCAAUAAGGAACCCCAUCACUUGCGUCCCCUUGCUGUCUGAUGGCAUCCUCUUCCCGCGAUACCAUCCAAGCCGAGAGUCCCUCCCCGGACUCCUUUCCUGGAUCAUCUUGUAUUACCGAUAUCUUCCCAUGGAGGAUUUUACGGGGAAUCACGACUAAUAUACUUUCCUGAGGGAAAAUGUAAAAGACGCACGGACUUCGGGAAUCCUUUUUGAUCCUGUUACUGUGUUCACGGUGUUGCUGGUGUACUCAUCCCAAUAUUCUCUAUAAGUCUCAUCCGCCGCGGUGCACGAAGCGGCGCUCUGGUCGGCCAGGCCAGUGCCGCCGCCCUCGAGGGCUUCGAGGCGGAUGUGGGUCCCACUCUGCCACCUCGGAGGGUCCAGAUCGAUGUGGCAGAGUGACAGAGUCUGAGAGGCUCUUGCGGGGGCUACGAUUCUCUCUUCCUCACUAAAUUGUGUGUCAGUCAGUGUUACCUGACGAGCGGAACGGUCUUGUUCCUUCCCCUGGGUUACCUAACUAAACUAAGCGGGUCGUUGAGCUGCUAUCCUCAUUGUAGCUGGAGGAGGGGCGGGCGGGGGCAGGGUCGGGCCGGGCCGCACCGCGGAGGGCUGGGCAGGCCGGGUCCAGGUGCCGCCCGGCCGCAUGCCCACGACCGCCCGCCCUCUAGGUAACAUGCACAACGGGCCUUGGCAAACAGUGCUGCUGGAUGCCACUUUGGAGCUCCACUGCCCAUAAACUUCAGUGUCAAGCACAGUCUGUGUUCUCCCUGCAUGUGUCUUUCUUGCUUCUGAGGACGAUGUCUAUGUCACUGUACAUUCCAUUUCAUUAUAUUUGUUCAUGGCAUGUAAACAAUACAAAUUGUUGUUGACCUUCAAAUACAUCAUGUUAUUUGAAAGACC